Clonostachys byssicola is the source of this 696-nucleotide messenger RNA. The record is from the annotation of a GenBank genome assembly. NCBI's taxonomy places the organism in Eukaryota, Fungi, Ascomycota, Sordariomycetes, Hypocreales, Bionectriaceae.
AUGCGCGAGUUUCGAUAUGGGCAAUUCAAACUGGAGAAUUCCGGCGUCAGCUGCGUGUCUGCAAUUAGAACUACACGCCUCCAAUUUGACGUCGUGGCGUCGCAGGGCAACCUCGUGACAUUCACAUAUGUCAUCCAAAGUUUUGUCAACUUCACAAAUGCAGAAAAGGACCAAGCCGAUCCCACCGUUUAUCGCGUGUUGACUGCAAAAUCCAAGAUACCAGGUGUGUCACUGACAGACUUGCUCAUCUUCACGCCGAAGUGGAUCACGAUAUCCGAUACCUUUCAGCCACUGUACUAUCACAGCAACAUGAGCACAGAGAUCAUGGGCCUUAUAUAUAGCGAUUAUGGCCGCAGUAGCCACAAGCUAGAGCCGGGGGGGCUCAGAUACGAAGCUAGUUACAUGCUCCAUGGGGAGACAUAUAAGACGUGGAGAUAUGUCACGACCAGCGAGCUAGCACCUGAGAGGGUCUGCGAGGAUAUCGCCGCCUUCAUAUUUCACAUUAGUGUACCAGUCUUCCUGACAAAAUUGGUUUUUGGGGGCGAAGACGCAGAGACGCGGCAUAGUCACAGCUCCCAAGAUGAUGAGCCUUUGGACAGCUUUCAACCUCACUUCCUUGACCACCUGGAAGACGUGAAAUUGGAGCUCAAAGCAGCAGGUCUGCCUUCACUGACCUCCAACGGAGCGAAGAGGUAA